This is a messenger RNA of Naegleria fowleri, 1215 nucleotides long. RefSeq lists its product as uncharacterized. Bases 1 to 1215 code for a protein of 404 amino acids. The transcript has a single exon. NCBI's taxonomy places the organism in Eukaryota, Heterolobosea, Eutetramitea, Acrasida, Naegleriidae. Gene Ontology annotation, cellular component: mitochondrion. Gene Ontology annotation, molecular function: methionyl-tRNA formyltransferase activity. Gene Ontology annotation, biological process: biosynthetic process; conversion of methionyl-tRNA to N-formyl-methionyl-tRNA. The record is from RefSeq and is a predicted model, not a curated record.
AUGAAGAAAUUUUACUCUCUGUCAUCAUCAUCUCUUGUGUCCAAGAGUAUCAUUUUCGGAAAACAAUUCUUCCAAUCAAGCUGCAGCAGAGGUUUUAGCAUUUCAAAGUGCACACUCAAAAACGAAAAGAAAAGAAUAUUGUUCUUUGGAUCGGAUGAUUUUUCAUUGAAUACUCUUAAAUUGGUUCAUUCGGAAUUUAUGAGAAAUGAUUUGGCUAAUAUUUGUGUGGUAUGUCCACCUGAUCGUAAAACAAUCAGGAGAAAUUCUAUAACGAACGUCGAAUGCGUGGUUAAAACCUUUUGUAAAGAGAAUAACGUUCCUUUUGUUCAUCCCAUAGAGAAAUAUAAAACUCCAGAAGAACGAAAGAAAAUUCAAAGAUUGGAUCUACAGGACCUUCCAAGAGACCCUUUAUUGUUCGGUGAGGGUAAUAAUCAUGACUUUAAUCCAAAAUUCGAUCUAGGAAUUGUGGUGAGCUUUGCAUAUUUUCUUCAACCUGGAUUAUUGAACCAAUUUAAAUCGCCAGAUGGAAGAAAUUCCAAUAUAUUUAAUAUUCAUCCUAGCUUACUACCUAGAUAUAGAGGCCCGGCUCCAAUACAUCAUGCUCUUUUGAAUGGAGAUUCCGAUACAGGUAUUACAAUAAUGGAAUUGGAUGAUAAGGAAUUUGAUGUAGGACACAUUGUAAAACAAAAGAGAAUUCCAAUUGAACCAUCAGAGACGUUUACUCAACUCCAUGAUAGACUUUCCAAGAGUGGAGCUGAAAUGAUGGUUGAAAUGAUUGAGGAAUGCAACUUUAAUUUCUCCAGCUUAGAGAGAUUAAGGCAAUCUGACAUGACUGAAACAAUUAAACCCACAAGAGCACGAAAAGUCAAUUUUGAAAUGGGAGAAAUUGAUCUCACGAAGGAAGAUGUUCUUACAAUUUAUAACAAGUGGAGAGCUCUAGAAAAGAUACAUGUACCAUUUCAUGACCAUGGACAUGACACGAAAUUGAUUCUUAAAAAUGUGUCUUAUCCAAUUCUGGAUGAGACCAUGACAAAUUAUGAAGAUAUUGGAACCUUGUUUAUUGACAACACGAACUCUCUAUGCUUGCAAUGCAAGGGAGGAAAACUAAAAAUUAAUAUCUUACAAGUAGAAAAAAAGAAGGAAAUGAACAGCAAAGACUUUAUUAAUGGUAAUAAGAGCAAGCUUCCCAUGAAGCUUGUUUCAACAUCAGAAUAA